Molecule: messenger RNA, 2493 nt
Organism: Saprolegnia diclina VS20
Lineage: Eukaryota; Oomycota; Saprolegniomycetes; Saprolegniales; Saprolegniaceae
Exons: 2
Coding region: 1-2493 (830 amino acids)
Biological process (GO): cellular response to oxidative stress; cell redox homeostasis; hydrogen peroxide catabolic process
Cellular component (GO): cytoplasm
Molecular function (GO): protein binding; thioredoxin peroxidase activity
Source: RefSeq, a predicted model, not a curated record
AUGGCGUCCUUCACGGAAGCCGUGCUCCAUCAGCCCGAGAUCGCGGCGAUCGUGUUUGAGUUUCAGUUUGGUGUCUACGAAGACGUGCUUGCCCGCUUCCGCGCCUUCAACGAUUUCGUCAACUGCGAGCUCGUGGUCGAACACCACACGGGCGAGUGCGUGCUCGACCCGGCCUUCCACACGACGCUGCGAGGGCGUGGUGACUUGCAUGAAGAGCUUCGUGUGGAAAACCUCUGCCUCAAUGCGCUCAAUGAGCGCGACGCGCGCUUCCCGCUGCACUUUGCCAUCGCCGAAGGCGACCUCUCUGCGACCAAGCGCAUCAUCCGCUGCCGCGCUGACCUUGUCUUUGUGGAUGCCAUUGCCGCCGCCGCCAUGUGGGACCGGCUCGAGAUCGCGGCCUACCUCUCGGAGCUCCGGAAGUCCAAUAGCCUCCUCGACCGUACGUACGACGACUCGUGUGGGAUCGAUACGUGGGUUCCAAAGCACCUCGUCGAGACGGGGAACUUGGACAUGUUGCGCAUCCUACGGGACCACCGCCGGGCCGAGUGGUCGCACGAGUUGCUUGACUACGCGAUCGCCAAUACGGAUGCGGAGACGACGGCUUUUCUCUACCAGUGCAUGCCGGACGCAAUCGGUGACGACUUUAUGGACGACGCUGCACGCAUGGGACUCCUCGAUAUCGUCAUCGACCUGCACCACCAGGGUAGAGGGUGCCCAGAAGAAGCCAUAUUCUACGCAGCAGGUGAAGGUCAUUUGGACAUCGUCAAGUUUCUUCACGCGCAUGUUACCGAAGACGACAUGACGGAUGCAAUGGAUGCGGCCGUUGAAUACGGUCACAUGGAUAUCGUCCGCUUCCUCAUCGAGCACGAGUGCGACGACCCGAAUCGUCUCAGUCUCGACUUGGUCGCCUACUAUGGUCACCUCGAGCUGUUCAAGUACCUCGAAGGGCUAGGGGGCCGUCACGUGACGACCGCCGCUGUUGACAGCGCCGUUGCCAUGGGCCACCUCCAUGUCGUCGAGUAUCUCUUGACGCAUCGAAGCGAAGGCGGCAGCCGCGACACCGUCGUCCUUACUGCAAUGGAGCGCGGUCGCAACGACAUGACCGUGUACCUUGUCUCGGCGGGGUACCCAUUUCCGACGACCGCGGAGCUGCCGUUGGAAAUUUGCCUCACAAGACCCGAGGCACGUGCCGUCGUGCAGCUGCUCCUCGACCACAAGAUCCCGUUCACGCCCGCGAUGCUAACAACGGUACGUGCCCACGCCACCGGCGACGUCCUUCAACUCGUCGAAGCCCAUUUCCCAGCGUCGGCGCUGACCCGCGAGGCGCUCGUCGACCCGCCUAAUGCUCCAACUCCCAAGGUCGUCUGCCGCCGGCCCAAAGUCGUAGUCGCAGACUGGCACUCACUUCAGCGAGCCGCGUGCGCAGGGCGUGAACUGACGGCGCCACAACUCGCCCUCCUUGAAGCGAGCGUGACGGACGUGCGCUAUAUGCUGACUUCGUGGUGUAAAAUGCAGCAUUUUCCAGUGGUCAAGCUCGUGCUGCCGUAUUGCAUGGACGACGCCAAUCCCAUUGACAACGUCAAAUUUCUCGUCGACUGGUGCCUCGAGUGCUCGCAAGACGCCAACAGAGCCACGCUGCUGUUGUUCAAGGCCGAGAUGGUGCGCCAAGCGACGACCGGCAACAUCCUCCUCAGCAACACGGACGCUGGCGUCAACGUCGAGACGCUGGCAGCGACGCUGCUUGCGCUCGGGGCGACCAUUUAUCCAACGCCUGGCGGGCAAACGUUCGAGCAAACGCUCGACAAGCCGGCGCUCGUCGACUGGGGUCUCACGGCGCUGUUUGUGCAUUUCUGGACGGUUGAUCCCGUCUACCACGUCGAGGCGCUCGUGCGGUGGGCCGACCAGAUCGCCAACUACGAGAUGAAGACGCGCCUCCAGCGCCUUCUCAAGACCAAAAUGAAGCGUCUCGGGCACGCACUCACCCUUCUCAAGGUUGGCGCGAAGCUGCCGGCGACGACGCUCACGGAGCACCGGUUGUUUGAAGGCGAGGGCUGCGCCAUUGGCGCGAACCCCAUCGACCUCCACGCGGCCUCGAAGAACAAGACGGUGGCCAUCUUUGGUCUGCCCGGCGCCUUCACGCCGACGUGCUCCGAGUCGCACUUUGCGGCGUUCCUUGACCACCACAAGGACUUUGUCGCCGCGGGUGUCGACGAGAUUUGGUGCAUUGCGGUCAACGACCCGUUCGUCAUGGGCGCGUGGGGCCGCUCGCUCAACGCGACGGGCAAGAUCCGCAUGAUCAGCGACGGCGACGCGGCCUGGACCAAGGCCAACGACCUCGUCUUCGACUUGACGGGCAAGAGCAUGGGCGUCCGCAGCACGCGCUACUCGCUCCUCGUCAAAGACGGCGUCCUCGCCGCCGUCAACAUUGAUGCGCCCGGCAAGUUUGAAGUCAGCGACGCCGCGACGCUCCUCGCGCAGGCCAAGAAGCUCUAA